AUGCCAAUUCGAGCACCUGAAUACGAAUUCCGACAUGAAGGAAUGGAAGCAGUUGCAUUAGGAGUGAAUUCACGUCAUCAUGAGACAUUACUGAGUUUACGUAUGACAAGUGCUCGACCACGAAUAAACUUUGGAGCACGAAUGAAACAAAUGCUGUAUGCACUUCUGAUUCUCACGUUAUUGCAAUUGAUUCUCGUUCUAGCAACGAUUGCAAGUGUAGCAGAUUUUUGUUUACAAGUGACAAUGCAUCCACGAUUAAAUCGUGCGUUUGUUGAGAUUUUUUUUAAUUAUAUGAAACAAUUUACAGCGUCAUUGACGGAUGAAGAAGUCAUGACACGAACGGUUGUAGGAUCAUGGCUUGUAUAUUUUGCACUCAUUGGUGCAUUGACGUAUGGAUUCUAUACGGGUCAAUUACCAUUGGCAUCAGAUUUUUUACAAGUACCGAAUGCACUUUGCUCUUGUGUUAGUCGACGAUACAGCACACGGAAGAACUCGAUGGCAUCGACAAACCCAGCCAUGGUGACGACAUCGGAUUCGUACGUUACCAACUUAUUUACGUCAUAUUGGCAUCGUAUAGGAGAACCGAUUCGAUCACGAAGACGCAGCAACCAGAAUUCUAGUCGUUUGCCGAGCGAAAGUGGAAGCGGGUGUACUAGUGGGCAUGCGACGGUGUUAGCUGCAGGCGCAUCAUCCUUGUUUUCUCCAAGCUAUAAUUUGUACACGAAAUCUGGACCAUUGACAGUACUGGGUUGGUGCAUUCUUGCUAGUUUGUUAAUGACUGGUGCUGCUUUGUCAGCAUCACUACUUAUUGAUGGAAGGGGUGGUGUGGAUAUGAAGCUGAUGAACAAUGCUAUGUUUACGUUGCAAUCGGAGCAAUUUUUCAAUCGUCCCACGAAGAUCCAUCGCGAAGAGAUCAACUGUACAGUAGCUAGCAACGCAUUGCGAUCGACUCUGGGUGUUAGUGAGAAGUACGGGCUGGAUGGAUUGGGAAAUGAUGACCAUUGCGCGCUGAUGUGGCGCAAGACAAUUGGUUACGAAGGUGACAACUUAUUUGAACUCGAUCUCAAUGUAACAAUCCCCAUGACUGUAGCAGCGAAGGCAACAGCCGAUGCUAGCAACGGAUCAACAGCAGCAGCAAAAGGUAUUAGCGUUCAACCCAACAUCAUUGUACUCAAUAUGGAAUCCUGGAGACAUUUGGACGUUGGUGUCCUUGGUGGUGCUGCCAAGAAGAGGCAUUUUGGAAAAAGCGCGACGCCUCAAUUCGACGAGCUGGCGAAGACAGGUGUGCUUUACAGCAAGCACUACACGCAGUGCGUCCAAACUUCGCGCACGCUCUUGACGACGCUAUUUGGCAUGUUACCGUCCUGCACGGAGACUUCUGCGCUCAAGCAGUACAGUACGACGCUAAAUUUGCGCGGCCUUCCACACUUUUUGAAGCAGCGGGGCUACUUCAACCUUUUCUGGAGCGCCGUUGACCUCACAUGGGAGUACUGGGAUAAGUUUCUGCUGAAAAAUGGUUUUGACAAGCUUGUGGAUGAUCGUAAGGUCCGCAAGAUGCUGCACGAGACGCGCAACUACGAGAACACGCCUGACGACCAUUUUUCUUGGGGCAUGCACGACCAUUUGUCCUUCGAGAUGCUAUUGUACGCCAUCGAAUCGGCUCACAAUGCUAGUGGGAAUGCCAUUGAUGCUACAAAAGCAUUAGCGGUAGACAUUGACACCGACGAUACGACGUCUGUGAACACGACUGAGAUUGGGAAUAUGACGGAGGCUAGAGUCAAGGGCAAAGACUCUUAUGGUGUCAACUUUACAAGAAGCGGGAUGUCCACUUUGAAGAAGUCAAGCCAAAAUCCGUCCACACUGUUAUCUGCCACGCCCACAAAGUCACCGCUUCCCGGUUGGGAAGGGCUGCAGACGCCGUACUUUAUCGACAUGUACAGUAUUACGAGCCACAAUCCAUGGGCGCUACCGAAUGACUAUGAUGCGCCGGACUUGUCAGGACUGUACACGCGCUACAACAAAAAGUAUUUGGACUCGAUGCGUUUUUCUGAUGAGAUGCUAGGCAACUUUGUUGCAGCGCUGCGUGCAAAGGGGCUGAUGAAGAAUACAAUUGUGAUUAUUGAGGGAGACCAUGGCUAUGGUCGUCUAGAACAUAACAACAACCCGUCCGUUGCAGAAUCGGGUUUGUGGGAUGAAGCUUCUCGAGUGCCAUUCCUUUUGCUUGCCGAUGACUUUAUUCGUGACGAGGACAAGGGAACUGUGGUAGACCAGUUGUCAAUGCAAUCUGACCUUAUGGCCACCAUUGCCGACAUUCUUGGUGUUACUCCAGACGAGCCACUCUACCAGCACGGCUAUGGCCACUCUAUGAAGCGUCGUCGAUAUGAAUCGGAGGCUCAAGAAGAAGCGCAGGUGCUGCCAGUCAAGACUCCGAAGGAGAAGGAUGGAAAGCUAAACGACAUGGAGGCUGAAGCUGUGGCAACUGAAGCUAGGGAAAGUCCCCAGGAGCGCCGUGUGGUAUUGUGCAAUCCGUUCGACGGUAUGAGCAAGGGUGUGCGCACUGAAAAGCUCAAGUACAUUUUCCAUCCCGACGGAUCCUACAACGUUUUUGAGCCUGCAAUCGAUUCUACUGAAAAGAAGCCGAUGCGGACAGGUUUUGACGUUGAGGAAAUGGAUGACGUCACGCGUGACGUGUUUGAAUACGUGACUAAGGCAGUGGACCUGAACCAGUUUCUCUUCGAAGCGAACCAAUUUGUAACUCCGCUGGCCACACCUCCAGCAGAGACAGAUAUCCGAAGGUCUGGUUCAAGUUUCACCAGAACAUCUGAUGAUGCACUCGUCACGUCACUAGAUGAAAACAUGCUCAGGCCACGAGAGUCUAGACACACACAUUAG
This is a messenger RNA of Peronospora belbahrii, 2892 nucleotides long. NCBI's taxonomy places the organism in Eukaryota, Oomycota, Peronosporomycetes, Peronosporales, Peronosporaceae. The record is from the annotation of a GenBank genome assembly.